Messenger RNA from Scomber japonicus (chub mackerel), 2718 nucleotides. RefSeq names its product glutamate receptor 2-like. Gene Ontology annotation, biological process: monoatomic ion transport; modulation of chemical synaptic transmission; synaptic transmission, glutamatergic. The transcript is spliced from 19 exons. The record is from RefSeq and is a predicted model, not a curated record. NCBI's taxonomy places the organism in Eukaryota, Metazoa, Chordata, Actinopteri, Scombriformes, Scombridae. Gene Ontology annotation, cellular component: dendritic spine; plasma membrane; AMPA glutamate receptor complex. Gene Ontology annotation, molecular function: transmitter-gated monoatomic ion channel activity involved in regulation of postsynaptic membrane potential; AMPA glutamate receptor activity. Bases 31 to 2718 code for a protein of 895 amino acids.
UGGCGUCGCGUGAGGAACCUGAAUACCACCAUGAAGCUGCUGUUUGUAGUCACAUUAUUAUGGCGCGAGGCGUUGUGCGGAUCUCCGAGCGUCCAAAUCGGUGGUUUAUUCCCCAGGGGUGCAGAUCAGGAGUACAGUGCAUUCAGAGUUGGCAUGGUUCAGUUUGGGAUGACAGAUUUCAGACUGACUCCACACAUAGAUAACCUGGAAGUGGCCAACAGCUUUGCUGUCACCAACUGCUUUUGUUCACAGUUCUCUCGAGGUGUCUACGCCAUUUUUGGUUUUUACGACAAGAAGUCAGUGAACACCAUCACAUCCUUCUGUGAGACGCUUCAUGUCUCUUUCAUCACACCUUCGUUCCCGGCAGAGGGAAUGAAUCAGUUUGUUCUCCAGAUGAGGCCGGACAUCAAAGGACCGCUAGUUUCAUUAGUGGAGUACUACAAAUGGGAGAAGUUUGCCUAUUUGUACGACAGUGAUAGAGGUCUUUCUACUCUUCAGGUGAUUCUGGACACUGCAGCAGAGAAAAAAUGGGUUGUCACAGCAAUAAAUGUGGGAAACUUGAAAGAUGAGAGGAAGGACGAAGCCUACCGCUCCCUAUUUCAGGACCUGGAAAUCCGUAAGGAGAGACGCAUCAUCCUAGACUGUGAACAAGACAAAGUCAAAGACAUCAUGGAACAGGUGAUCACUAUUGGCAGGCACGUGAAGGGAUACCACUACAUCAUUGCUAACUUGGGUUUUGUUGAUGGUGACCUCUCAAAAAUCCAGUAUGGAGGAGCAAAUGUGUCUGGGUUUCAGCUGGUAGACUUUGAUGAUCCUGUGGUGGCAAAAUUUGACCAACGAUGGGAGGCUCUGGAGGAAAAGGAAUAUCCUGGAGCUGAUACACGGAUCAGGUAUACGUCAGCCCUUACAUAUGAUGCUGUCCACGUGAUGACUGAGGCGUUUCGCUUCCUUCACAAACAGAGGAUAGACAUGAGUCGUCGUGGCAACAGUGGGGACUGUCUGGCCAAUCCAGCAGUGCCCUGGGCCCAAGGGGUGGAGAUUGAACGUGCCCUCAAACAGGUGCGUGUAGAUGGUUUAACAGGGAACAUUCAGUUUGACCAGUACGGGAAGAGAGUCAACUACUCAGUGACAGUCAUGGAGCUGAAGAACAACGGACCUGUUAAGAUUGGCUAUUGGAAUGAAGUGGAUAAGAUGGUGGUGACAAAGUCAGACCUUUACCCUAACGACACCAUGGGAAUGGAGAACAAGACGGUCAUCGUUACAACUAUACUGGAAGCCCCCUAUGUGAUGCUCAAGAAGAAUGCUGAGCUGUUUCAAGACAAUGACCGUUAUGAAGGUUACUGUGUUGACCUGGCUGCGGAGAUAGCAAAGCACUGUGCUAUACGCUACCAGCUCAGGAUUGUGGGAGAUGGCAAAUAUGGAGCAAGAGAUGCAGAAACCAAGAUCUGGAAUGGGAUGGUUGGAGAGCUGGUGUAUGGGAAAGCAGAUAUAGCAGUUGCUCCCUUGACAAUCACUCUUGUUCGUGAAGAGGUGAUCGAUUUCUCCAAACCCUUCAUGUCUUUGGGAAUUUCCAUCAUGAUCAAAAAGCCACAGAAAUCCAAACCUGGAGUGUUCUCCUUUCUGGACCCACUGGCUUAUGAAAUCUGGAUGUGCAUUGUAUUUGCCUAUAUAGGCGUCAGUGUUGUACUCUUUCUGGUAUCCAGGUUCAGCCCUUAUGAGUGGACGCUGGAGGAGCCAGAGGAUGGAGCGUUGCCACUGACCACAGAAUCCACCAAUGAGUUUGGGAUCUUUAACUCUCUUUGGUUCUCUUUGGGUGCUUUCAUGCGGCAGGGUUGUGAUAUCUCACCAAGGUCUCUGUCAGGUCGCAUAGUGGGAGGUGUGUGGUGGUUUUUCACUUUGAUCAUCAUAUCAUCGUACACUGCUAACCUGGCUGCCUUCCUGACGGUGGAGAGAAUGGUCUCUCCUAUUGAAAGUGCUGAAGACCUGGCUAAACAGACAGAGAUAGCAUAUGGAACACUGGACUCUGGAUCCACCAAGGAGUUCUUCAGGCGCUCUAAAAUUGCCUUGUUUGACAAGAUGUGGCAGUACAUGAAAUCAGCAGAGCCUUCUGUGUUCGUCAAGAAAACAUCAGAGGGUGUCCUGCGUGUCAGGAAGUCUAAAGGGAAGUACGCCUACCUGCUGGAGUCUACCAUGAACGAGUACAUCGAGCAGAGGAAACCCUGUGACACCAUGAAAGUGGGAGGAAACCUGGACUCCAAAGGCUACGGCAUUGCCACGCCAAAAGGAUCCCCAUUAAGAAAUGCGGUGAACCUGGCGGUGUUAAAGUUGAACGAGCAGGGGCUGCUGGACAAACUGAAAAACAAGUGGUGGUAUGACAAGGGAGAAUGCGGCAGCGGAGGAGGGGAGAGCAAGGAGAAGACCAGUGCUCUGUCUCUCAGUAACGUAGCAGGAGUCUUUUACAUCCUGGUUGGAGGUCUGGGUCUGGCCAUGAUGGUAGCACUGGUAGAAUUUUGCUACAAGAGCCAUGCUGAAGCCAAAAAAAUGAAGGUGGCAGCCAACACCUUGUCGUCCCCCCAGCACACAGGAAACUACACACACACUCUGUCCUCUCCUCAACAUGCCCCCAACUUCAACCUGCUGUCCCCCAGCCACCAGCCAAACUACGCCACCUAUAAAGAGGGCUACAACGUUUACGGCAUUGAGAGCGUCAAGAUCUAA